Molecule: messenger RNA, 2379 nt
Organism: Prorocentrum cordatum
Lineage: Eukaryota; Dinophyceae; Prorocentrales; Prorocentraceae
Source: the annotation of a GenBank genome assembly
AUGCAGCUUCAAGCCGCGAGCGCCGCUGCUUUUCUGGUAGUCGCGUCUACCGCGUCUAGCACUGCAGCCCGAUGUUUACAGCCAAUCAAUGGGUCUAAUGGAGACGUCGCGUACAAGUUUCAUAACAAAAAGAAUUAUGACAUCGUGCUCGACGACUCUCAAUGGCCUACUUCGACGAUCAACGUCAUCUUGGCGAAGAUCAUCCUUGAAGAACAUCUAGGCUUCAACGUGUCUUUCAAGCCAUCAGGUGGAUUGGACAGUUGGGAUCCCAUUUCGAGAGGUGAAGUGCACGCAAACCUGGAGGUGUGGGAGUCGGAGUUGGAAAAAACAUAUUACCAAACGUACAUCGUGGAGGAUCACACCGUCGAGCCAUUGGGAGCUGUUGGCGUGGUGGCCAGGAAUGGCUGGUACGUCCCAACUUCCUUCGCCCAGGAGUAUAACUCCAUGACUACAUAUCUGGGUCUGAAAAAUGAUGCUGCCCUGCAGCACUUGAAGUACACCAGGGAGAACUAUACAGUAAACGAAAGUAUCGAGAACGGCCUGUUCAUUGGUCCACCAGUAUUUUGGGCGCCGAAGAAAGCAGAAGAACAGAUAGCGAGAAACCUACACCUCCCGCUUCACAUCCACUACGCGGAUGACUACGGAGAGUACUUGGACGGCAUGCUGGACUGCCUCGAGCGGAGGAACGGGCACAGCGGAAAGUGCAUCAUGUACAAUUACUUCCCCAGCACGAUCAAAGCGGCCUACAACAUAAGCCGUGUGAGUUUGCCAGAACACACUCCUGAAUGUUACGAAAAGGGCGACGAGGGAGGAAUUGAUUGCGACUACGACUAUGCACACCGCUUCGCGGGGGACACGGCCAGGCAGGGGUCGGCGGAUUUUAUCCUGUACAAGAUAGUGUGGUCUGAGCUGGCCACGUACGCGCCCGACGCGUAUCACGUCCUUCAGCAGUUCAAGCUUACGAAGAACGAUCAGGAGGAUAUGCUGGCAAAGGUCAUGCAAGGCAUAUCGUAUUACGACAUCGCCUGCGAGUGGAUCCAUCAGAACAGCAAUUCAUGGAACUCCUGGAUUCCGUUGGAUUUUGCCGACGAGCCUCCGCAACCCAGCGCAGGGUCCGUGGUGCAGACUCCUGAGUGGGUCCUCUUGCUCAUCUACGCGCUGUCCGGAACGCUGGGAGCCAUACUCCUGAUCAUCGUUGUGGCGUGGCUGGUGUGGACGGUGCGCUCCCGACUCAAAUUGCAACGGCAAGUGAAGGCCGCGCUGGAGCUAAAGGUGCGGGAGUGCAGGCAAUGCCUCAGAGCGCUGCCGUUCCCGAUGUACUUGGUGGACGGGCGGACGUGGACGUCGCUGGCGGUCAUGACGCGACACGAGAAUCUGCGCAACGCCUGUGCGCUGAAAGCGCUCGACACGCUCAAGGACAUACUGAAGUUCCAGGACUCGGGCAAUAUCAUCGCCUUCUUCAGCCACCAGUGGUCAGGUUGGAAGCACCCUGAUCCCGAAGGGAAACAGUGGUCCAUAAUGAAGUCAGCGAUGGCCACCAUCGCCGAGAGGGAGAGUCGCCCUCUGCAUGAAGUUUGGGGAUGGGUCGACUACUCUGGUAUUCCUCAGAAGAAUCGCAAUGUGCAGAUGUUCGCCAUCGACGCGUUGCCCAGCUACGCCGCGAACUCCAACUACUUCAUCGUGGUGGCACCCAGCGUUCGGCAUUCAGACACGGGCAUGCCUCAGGAUCGAAGCACGUACAACAGCAGGAUGUGGUGCCGCGCGGAGCAGCUCAGCCGCAUCUCCCAGUGCGGGAUGCGCGACUUCUACUUUGCCGAGGACUCCGGCCUCUGCUCGGGCCAGGAGCUGCUGGGAGCAUCGUGGGAGGCGUACCUCGCAGACGUGAUGAACGUGUUCUCGGGCGAAGCCACGUGCUGCAGCGAGAAGCACCAGAGGGGGACGAAGACUCUGUCGUGCGACCGGCAGAGGCUCGUGACGCCGAUAAUGUCGCUCAUCGCGAGCCUGCAGGCCAGGGUGAGCGUGUGCAUGUCCGACCUGGACGAGGAGUCCGAGGCGUGGAUUGAGCGUCUGUUGGCCCAUCUCGAGACGUUCUUCCCCAAGACCUAUCGAAGGAUUGCGGAUAUCUACCACGGCUCCGACGGCGAAAAAGAGUUAACCUUGUUUGGCAACCUUGUGCGCGAGGUGCUCAAGGACGUUCGGGAACAGCGGUUUAAGUGGCUGGGGCCAGGCAAGGACACCAUCGUAGCGGAGGAAAGCAGCAAGUCCUCGCUCGAAGUUGACAGCGAUCCGGAGGGGAGCGAACCUGGCAAUGAUUGCGGGGCGGCAUCAGAGGCGCUGACGGCGAUGAAUCCCAGCUCCGAGCAGCUCGCUGAAAUUUAA